ACGAUUGCGCACGCGCCCCUCUGCCCGCUUUGGGCACGAGGCCUAGCUGGGGGUAGCUACGCUGCCCGAAGUGACCCUUGGCGUCCCCCGCCAGUCGCUUUCGUGUUUCUGCAUUUUAGGUUUCAGGGUUGAUAUUUACUUAAUCGCAGGCUUGACUUAAAUUGCUUUUUAAAGUUGUAUUGCAAAUCGAUAAUGUGCCAGCGCUUCUUUACUGUCUGGGUUCCGUAAGUGAUGGAUAUUGAGUUUGGGCAGAUGUCCCCCUUCUGAGCCAUAUUUUAUUUCCAUAUAAGUAUAAUUAAACCAAUCUUUUUUUACAGCUGCAGUAAUGUGCUCACGUAACAAUAAGAUAAGCUAGCCAUAUACCUGAUUCCCGGAAGCAGAAAAAAAUUUAGGGUGUUUUCUGCUUUAGUUGACUCAAGAGCCAGUAACUCGUCUCAUCUGGUUCCUGUCUCACCUUAGGGAACAAGACUGGCAGAAUUGUCGAAAAAAACGUCAUGUGGAUAUGUAGCAUGUGCUCCAAGAAGGACUCUGGAGUCACUUACUAGGAGUCUUAUCUCCCUCCCUCUUCCCUGCUCCCAUCAUCAUGGCAGUUCGUCUGAUGAAGCAGUGCACCUGCCUGCUUAGAGAAGCUACCCGCCUAGUUCCUACCGUUGCUCCAGUUGCCCGACUAAGACUUGCUGGAGUGGCCUGUAAGACUUUGAAUUCCUCUGCCAGUUCCCCCUCGACAGGUUCCUUGACGGAAUUGUUGGGAAAGGAGCAGGUGUUCACUCCCUACCCAGAGCACCAAGAGGUGAACUACCUCAUUGAGAAAGCCACCAGGCCAGAGGAGCUGCUGGAACUGCUCGGUGGUGAUCAUAGCCUGCACCACAAUCAUGCGGCCCUCAUACUCAUCCGGCUGUCAUACCUGCUGUCUGAGAAGCCAAAGGAAAAGGCCUUGCUUGUAGAGGAUGCUCGCUUUCAGCAGCUUGUCAGGCUAGUUGACAGUCAGAUAACUUCUGUCUGGCAUGGGACCCUUGUGAAGCUGCUGCGAAGCCUCUACACACUGGGGCUUCCUCGGAUCUCCAAGGAGCUGCAGUCAGUGGAACAGGAAGUGCGCUGGCGUCUGCGGAGGCUCAAGUACAAGCACUUAGUCUUCCUGGUUGAGUCCUGUGCCUCCUUCAUGAAGAGGCAGCAUUCCCAGGAGCUGCUGGCUGAGCUGCUGAUGCACCUGGAGAGGCGCUGGACAGAGAUCAAUGACAGCCGUACAUUGGUGACCAUGAUGACAAUGGCAGGGCACCUCUCAGAGUCACUGAUGAACCACCUGGAAGACAAGGGGCUGCACUGGAUGGGACCCCUGCCCCCAGCUCAUCCCAACCACCUCAGCUGAUCCCUGCGCGGCUGUGGUUGACAGUGCCUGGAGCUGGUGGAGCAGUUUGGCCCUGAUGAGCUGCGGAAGGUGCUAGUGACGCUGGCAGCACAGAGCCGGCGGUCGGUGCCCUUGCUGCGGGCCAUCUCCUACCACCUGGUACAGAAGCCCUUCCCGAUGACAAAAGGCAUGCUCCUGGACCUGGCCUACGCCUAUGGUAAGCUCAGUUUCCACCAAACCCAAGUGUCCCAGCGCCUAGCUGCUGACCUCCUACCCUUCAUUCCCAGCAUGACACCUGGAGAAGUGGCCCGCUGCGCCAAGUCCUUUGCCUUCCUCAAGUGGCUCAACCUGCCUUUGUUUGAAGCCUUUACGCAGCACCUCCUGAGCAGAGUGGAGGAUGUCUCCCUGUCCCAUCUGUGCAGCAUUCUUCUUGCCUUUGCCCGGCUGAACUUCCACCCUGAACAAGAGGAUCAGUUCUUCAGCUUGGUGCAUGAGAAGCUGGACUCCAUGCUGGGGAGCCUGGAGCCAGCCCUGCAGGUGGACCUGGUGUGGGCACUGUGUGUGCUGCAGCAAGUGCAAGAAGCAGAGCUACAAACAGUUCUCCAUCCUGGACUCUACACACGAUUUCUAGAGAACAAGUCUCCAAAGGACCAGAGUACCUUCCAGAAAUUGGUCCAUAUCAACACUACUGCCCUGCUGGAGUACCCUGAAUAUAAAGGCCCUUUCCUGCCAGCCUCAGCUGUUGCCCCCAGUCCCUCACCCUCUAACAAGAAGAUGACACCCCUACAGAAGGAGCUGCAGGAGACACUGAAGACACUGCUGGGGAACACUGACAAGGGCAGCCUGGAGGUGGCCACACAGUAUGGCUGGGUGCUGGAUGGAGAGGUGCUCCUGGAUGCUGAUGGCCACUUUCUGCCCCUAAGAGAUUUUGUUGCUCCUCACCUUGCCCAGCCAGUUGGGAACCAGCCACUACCCCCAGGAGCUAAAAGGAUCGCUUUUCUACGCUGGGAGUUCCCCAACUUCAACAGCCGAAGCAAGGACUUGUUGGGCCGUUUUGUCCUGGCCCGUCGACAUGUGCUGGCUGCAGGCUUCCUGGUGGUAGAUGUCCCAUAUUAUGAAUGGUUGGAUCUGAAGUCUGAAUGGCAGAAAAGCGCCUACCUCAAGGACAAGAUGCGGAAAACAGUGGCCGAGGAGCUAGCCAAAUGACCUUUCCCAUCAGUUCAGACUCCAUUCCAAAGACCUGACUGCUCCAGUACCCAGCAGUGAGUGCUGGGCAGGCCAGAGUUGUCACCCAGCACCAGAGAAAUGAACUGUCCCUGUAGGACCCUGGCCAGAGUCGGAAGUGCUCAGCACCUCCAAACGACAGGUGGUCCUAAUAAAUCCUUUUGUUUUGGUGGA
Messenger RNA from Arvicanthis niloticus (Nile rat), 2743 nucleotides. Lineage: Eukaryota; Metazoa; Chordata; Mammalia; Rodentia; Muridae. The record is from RefSeq and is a predicted model, not a curated record.